Messenger RNA from Alternaria atra, 1035 nucleotides. RefSeq lists its product as uncharacterized. Bases 1 to 1035 code for a protein of 344 amino acids. The record is from RefSeq and is a predicted model, not a curated record. NCBI's taxonomy places the organism in Eukaryota, Fungi, Ascomycota, Dothideomycetes, Pleosporales, Pleosporaceae. The transcript is spliced from 4 exons.
AUGAAGGCAUUCACUGCUACCGCUCUUGCGCUUGUUGCACCCGCAACGGCGCUACUGCGCUUCCCAUGCGCUCAGCUAGUCAUCGACAGGCUGGAUCCGCUGGUCACGCCAGGUCAAGCUCCAUCUCCUCACUUACACCAGAUCCUAGGAGGAAAUUCCUUCAACGUUACCAUGGAUCCAGCAAAGGAUAUGCCAGGAGAGUCAACAUGCACAUCGUGCCAGUUUAGCGAGGACUUUUCCAACUACUGGACAGCCGUGCUAUACUUCAAAGCUAGGAACGGCACAUAUAAGCGCGUUCCCCAGAUACCCAACUCAGGCUUCAACGGCGUAAACGGAGGCAUGACCGUAUACUACAUGCAAGAUGGCCUCUACAACUUCCAGCAAACUUCCAAGGUCCAGGCAUUCCAGCCCGGCUUCCGCAUGUUCAUCGGCGACGUCAACGCCCGCACCAAAGAUGAAGCUGAACGCUUCCGUCAACUAACAUUCACGUGUUUGGACAACAUCAACACGCGUGACCCCCAGACUCUCGACUUUCCUACUCAGCCGUGUAAGGCGGGCAUUAUGACUGCAGUUCGCUUUCCUACCUGCUGGGACGGGGUCAACCUCGACUCUCCAGACCACAUGGCACACAUGUCUUACCCCGAAUACGGCUCCUUUGAAUCCGGCGGCCCCUGCCCUGCCAGCCACCCCGUACGCAUGGGUCAGCUCUUCUACGAAGUCAUCUGGGAUACGAGCAAGUUUAAUAACAAGGCUGAUUGGCCUGAGGAUGGUAGUCAACCAUUUGUCUGGAGUUUCGGUGAUGGAACGGGUUAUGCGAAUCAUGGUGAUUACAUGUUUGGAUGGCAAGGUGACGCGCUUCAACGUGCUCUUGAUUCGCCUUGCUACCAGAAUUGCCCUACGCUUAAGACGCAGAAUGCUGCAGCCAUGAAUAAGUGCACUGUUCCUCGUGUUGUCAAAGAGGAGAUCGACGCAUGGGUUAGUGAGUUGCCUGGUGGCCAUCAAGCGCAAUAUGUCAAGAAGCGGUGGGCUGAGUAA